Molecule: messenger RNA, 5703 nt
Organism: Megachile rotundata (alfalfa leafcutting bee)
Lineage: Eukaryota; Metazoa; Arthropoda; Insecta; Hymenoptera; Megachilidae
Product: netrin-1
Biological process (GO): dendrite development; animal organ morphogenesis; tissue development
Cellular component (GO): basement membrane
Molecular function (GO): protein binding
Source: RefSeq, a predicted model, not a curated record
GGAACAGAUAGGAGGCGAGACAAAGAUGUGCGGUCAGGCGCGAAUGUUCGGGCUCCUCUGCGUUAUCCUGUUGUUGCAGCAGGGUAACACGUUGGCGGGCAGCGAGAUCUACAGCAAGAUGUUCUCCAGCCAGCAGCACCCGUCGGAUCCUUGUUACGACGAGGACAGGCCUCGCCGUUGUAUCCCGGACUUCGUGAACGCGGCGUUCGGUGCCGUCGUGGAGGCCUCGUCGACCUGCGGUACCGGGGGUCCUACCAGGUACUGUGACGUAACGGAACAACCGGGUGGCGGCACGGGAAUAGGUCAGUGCCACAUCUGCGACGACAGCACUCCCCGACGCCGAUUUCCCGCGAGUUACCUGACGGACCUGAACAACUCGAACAAUGUGACCUGCUGGCGCAGCGAGCCGCUGGUCACGUCGCAGAGCUUCUCCGCGCCGCCAGACAACGUGACCUUGACCCUGUCGCUAGGAAAGAAGUACGAGCUGACCUACGUGAGCCUGCAGUUCUGCCCGAAGGCCGCUAAACCCGACUCGAUCGCGAUUUACAAGUCGAUGGACUACGGGAAGACGUGGCAGCCGUUCCAGUUCUACUCGUCCCAGUGUCGUCGGGUGUAUGGCCGGCCUAAUCGGGCGACCAUCACGAAGGCCAACGAGCAGGAGGCGAGAUGCACGGACAGCCAUCGAUACACGGGCGGUGACGGCCUCGGGCCCGUCGGCAGGAUCGCCUUCAGCACCUUGGAGGGUCGUCCGUCGGCCUCCGACUUCGACAACUCGCCCGUUCUGCAGGAUUGGGUUACCGCCACCGACGUCCGCGUCGUUUUCAAUCGACUGCAUAUGCCGCAGCAGCCCCCCCAGGAACAAGUCCCCCCUUUGGGCAGCGACGACGACCACGGCCUCGGUCUUGAGGAGCUGGCCAAACGCGAGAGGGAACGGGAGGAACGGCUGAAGAGUCAAAAGAGUUUGGGCCGGGGAGCCGUUGAUCCUCUGGCGACCGCUUUGCCCUCUGUGCAUCAGGUGAUCGCUCCUCAGGAGAUGCAGUCGAACGACGCCGUGGAAGGCGAGCUUAAUUUCGCCGUUACCGUGUCCACGUCGACCAGUACCAUCUCCAGUGCCGGGACCAGCACGUUCGCCCAUCAUUACGCCGUUUCGGACUUCGCCGUCGGAGGCAGGUGCAAAUGCAACGGACACGCGGCGAGGUGCAUCCCAGGCAAGGACGGCGAGGUCGCUUGCGAGUGCAGGCACAACACCGCCGGCAGAGACUGCGAGAGGUGUCGGCCGUUCCACUUCGAUCGACCCUGGGCACGAGCCACUGCCAGAGAUGCCAACGAAUGCAAAGUGUGCAACUGCAACCUUCACGCGAGAAAGUGCAGAUUCAACAUGGAACUGUACAAGCUGUCGGGACGUGUCAGCGGAGGCGUUUGUCUGCAAUGCCGGCAUUUUACGGCAGGAAGACACUGUCAUUAUUGUCGAGAAGGUUACUACAGGGACCCGGCGAGACCGAUCACGCAUCGUAAGGCCUGCAAACAAAGACCAAAGAAGACGACACUGUUCCCUAUGGAUAAGAAUUUCCAGAUUAAUGGACCGUGUGACUGUCACCCAAUUGGAGCUUCCGGAAAAACUUGUAACCAAAGUACCGGCCAAUGUCCCUGUAAAGACGGCGUAACCGGUACAACUUGUAACAGAUGUGCCAGAGGUUACCAACAAAGUAGAUCUCACAUUGCACCUUGCAUUAAAAUACCGAGGGUUGUGCAGACCCAAGGUACGGCCGGUGAAGAGAGCGGAGAACACGAAGACGACGACGACGAACGUGGUUACGAUGGACGAGCCGAUCAGUGUGGAAAAUGUCGAGCCAGCACUAAAAGAUUAAACUUAAACAAAUACUGCAAAAGAGACUAUGCUAUCCUGGGUAGAAUAACAGACAGGCACAAAAAGAACGACGGUUCUCCGGCUGGGACAAGCGUGUCCGGUUCAGUUUGGAUACGUUUCACCUUAGACGUUAACUUCAUUUAUAAGAAGUCUUCGAACUCGAGGAUUCGUCGUGGUGACGUAUUUCUUUACGUACACUCGGCUGAUUUAGCCUGCAGAUGCCCCAAAAUCAAGCCAAAUAAGUCAUACUUGAUACUUGGCCAAGAGAGUGACGGCGGGGGUCAAGGUGGACUGACAGUAACGCAGAGGUCGAUCGUGAUCGAGUGGCGCGACGAGUGGCAUCGCCGAAUGCGACGCUUCCAACGAAGGGCGAGAUCGUGCCAUUGAACUAAUAAUUCCCGCCUGAACCCAAGGAAAUAUAGACGGAGAAAGAAGGGAAAUGGGAGAGGACAAGUAAAAGAGAGAUAGGGAAAAAGAAAUAGAAGUUAAAACCUUUGAAGACAACUCGUACUCUCGUAGGAAGGUUGCACCGUUCAUUUUCAAGCUGCCAAUAGCUGCUGUAUCUACUCGCAUACCUACAUCUAGGUUUGUUUUUUCGCACGGAAUACUCGACGACGUCCUAAGAUUAACGAUAAGUAAUAAAGUAAACGGCAUACGAAGUGAAAUGCAAGUGAGAACUCAACUAGUAUACACAGAGAAUUAUUCAGGAGAACUGAAUUCGAUGUCGUGUACAAGUGACACCUCAUUUAUUGCGACUGAAAGACAUCAUUUGAAUAAUAAUCGAGUAUAUAAGGAUCUGUAGGAUGCAUCUAUAUAGAAGAAGAUCUUGUUAAUCAAAUAUUAUAUUGUGUCGAAUGCAUGAUUUCAAAUCUUGAAAAGUUAUGAUGUAAAGAUGUCAAGAAUUUACUCUUAUGGUAUAUCUAUGUAAAGCUUAAAGAUCCAUGAAAAUUUUUGCACAGAAUUAUUGUAUAAGCUUUGUUAAUAUUCUUCAUAUGAAAUGACUUUUUACUUGUAGCAAACAAUGUUCUUGUACUAUAUCACAUAUACAGUUGGCCUUAAAAGUCAGAGAUAAUAUCAUGACAUAAAAAUGUUGUACCAUUUGUGACACAUCAAUUUAAAGCUUAAAGAUUUACCAAAGUUGCUACAUGAAGGCUUCAUUAACAUUUUUCAUAUAACAUGGCUGAUAUUCACUUGUUCAAUGUUUUUGUAUUAUAUCAAAUAUACAGUUUAAAAACCUAAAAAGUCAAAAACAAUUUCAUGACAUAAAAGUAUCUCAAAGUACUGCUUAUGAUGUACCAAAUUAAAGCUAGAAAUUCAACAAAAAUAACAAUAUAAGUUUUGUUAAUGUUCUCAGUAUCAAUCAUUUUUCUUUGGGGCAAAUAAUGAAUGUACCCAUCUAUAGCUAGUAUUCUCCAUUAUUAAAUAUCUAAUUCUCGAUCAUCUAUCUUUAAAAAUAAUAAAGAUAUCGAUGAGUCGUUUAUGCAAACGCAUUCUUCCAGUUUUAAGCUUUAAAUUGAUAUAUUUUAAGUACCAUUUUGCAACAUUUUUAUGUCAAAAUUAUAUUAGACUCUACAUGUUUCAAAUUGGUCAUGGUUUGCAGUUACUAACCACUUGUCAUGUUUUAUAAAGAAUAUUAACGUGAUGUUCAUUUAGUUUUCUUCACAUUUUGCACUUGAAACCAAUAUACCAAUAUCUUUAUAUCAUAAAAUUAACUUUGUAUGACUUGGUAUAAUUCAAUCUGAUACAUUUUAUUUUUGUCUGACAUUUUAAACUUACUAAUGUCUUGUUUACUUUAAUUAAAUAACAUUUUAGAAAUUAUUUCUAAUAAUUUCACUCUAUUAUUGGAUUUAUUUUAAUGUUUAUCAGUCACUCAAAACAAAAUGUAAAAAAACAUUUAGUAUCAUUUUCAAUCAAACAUGUCAUUGUUUAUUAGAGGUUUUCCUAAUAUUGCAAUUUAUGAAAACGCUUAUAAUAGCAUUUAUAAGGAAAUGAGGUAUAUUGAAGCAAAAAUUUACGCACAAAGCCAACUUUUUAACAGUAUGCGUAUUUUAAGCAAAAAAAUAAUAAAUGCAUAUACUUUAAACAAUUAAUUUGAUACUACAAGUUUUGCGGAAAUAUAAUUAAAUAUGCAAAUAAUAUUUGAUUAAUUAAUAACAAAAUAUUACUAAGAAUCAUUGUAUUAAACUAACUAUGCCAAAAUUUGAUCUGCUAAUUUCAUUUUAAAAACAAAUAUGUGCCAAACUUUUUAAACUAAUCUUUUUAUAUGUGUCUGUUAACAAUGAACUUUUGUAAUUAUUACAAACAAUUCAAAAUCAUUGUAUACAUCAUUUUGUAGAACUUUCUUAAAUAUAAUAUAACUUUAAUUAGUAUAGAAUUUUUUAAAACGAGAAUAUCGAAGUCCUACCUGUUUCUUCUAUAUAGAAGUAAUAUUCGUCACUCUUGCAAAAAAUUCCUCGUGUCCUUCAACAUCUUAAAAAACACAUUUGUCUAAAUUAAAAGAAUAACUGUACAUUAAACAUACAGAUUUCCCACGUGCAUUUCAUCAAACCAAAAAAAAAGCAAAUAAAUGCAAUAUCUUGUAUUAAAAUUAGAUUUAGAAUUAAUAUCGAUAUACAUAUACAUUUCCUAUGGAUUUAUAAACUAUACUUCUUUUUUAUUGAUCGUAUAUAAGAGAAGAGCAAACGAAAAAGAUUGCGUUUUAUAAAUAUACGAUUCUCGAAUUGAUUUUAUAUACGUGUUCAAAGUGUGUCGCGACUUAAACGGCAGCGUUGUACUCCAUUUUUGCAUAACAAAAUAUGUCACAAUUUUUAUUAGCCCCUUUUGCUCAAAAAAAAACAAAUAUGAAUAUAUUCCAUUAAAUGUAUUAAUACGAAUCAAAUGUGCAGUAUUGGAUAGCGGAUUAGAAUUAGUUGUAUCGCAUAUCAGUUGUAACUAACGUUUCGUACAAAAUAUUGUAAUUUUUAUUUUGUUACUACUGGUAUGUUGCAAAUUUAAUUGUACAAUUCGAUAACGUGUGUUGUUGAAAUUUUUUAAUCAAAUUCGAGAGGAAAGCUUUUGUUUCUUUAAAAAAUAUUCGCACCAUGUUAACGAAUAACGUUGCAAUUCAAUUACACAAAUAUUAUUCAGUAACUCUGAAUAUUUAUUUAAUGAAUUGUUCCUGAAAAUUUGCAAUAUUCCAUCUCUCUUAUUACAGUUAGACAUUUUACAAAGUUUGUAAAUGGUACGGUCUUUUCCCAAUGCCACAAGGCUUCCCAUCUUUCUUCUUUUCUUCCCCCCACCCCGCCAUUUUUUUUUUAUUUAUUUAUUCUCCUCUCAUUCGAUCAUCGCGAAUCGAGCACAUUUAUAAAGAUAUACGCGUACGUUGAAUGUAGAUUUUCUUGUACAUUUUCUAUAUAAAUUAUUAAGAUUCUUUUUUUUCUAGUUGAUAUUAUUACUAGUAGUAUUAUUAUCGGUAGUAGUAGCGAUAGAUGAUAGAAGUAGCGAUUAUCGAAGAAAUAUAGAGGCUAAGCUCGAAAUGUGUCGAAAUAUUAAUGAUACGCAAAAAAUUUCAUCGUUUUUCAAACAAUUUUUUAACAUAAUAAUGAACAAAGAUAUAAAAAUAUUUGUUCUCUUAUACAAAUAUAGUUAUCAAUGAAUUGUCUGUAAAUUCAAUAUUUGUUGCUAUUUUGUACACUUACCAAUGUAAAUGUCAUUAUAAAAAACAAGGAAAAGUAUAUCAUCUUAAUAUGAUUUUUAGGUCAUUAUUAACUAAAUACUUCCACUGUAUAAAAGUAUUAAGUAAGAAAGUGCUAAUUUUACAAAUCUUGAUUAUAUUAUGAUUUUUCUUAGGUUUACAC